Leptomonas pyrrhocoris is the source of this 1094-nucleotide messenger RNA. RefSeq names its product putative glycerophosphoryl diester phosphodiesterase. Gene Ontology annotation, biological process: glycerophospholipid catabolic process. The transcript has a single exon. Lineage: Eukaryota; Euglenozoa; Kinetoplastea; Trypanosomatida; Trypanosomatidae. The record is from RefSeq and is a predicted model, not a curated record. Gene Ontology annotation, molecular function: phosphoric diester hydrolase activity. The coding region runs from base 39 to 1094 and encodes 351 amino acids.
AGAAUUAAAGCCUUUUGUGUUCUUAAAAGAUCGUAAGCAUGAAUUUCCGUCUGAUUGGUCUCGUAGCCGUUUCUGUGGGAAUCUACGUUGUGGCUUCCGUCUGCGCAGUUCAAAUUUCCAUUCACAGGAAGAGCAAAUGGGAUCGCAUUAGGAAAAAAUUCUCUUACUCCGUGACCAACAUCGCUCACCGAGGUGGCGCGCUGCUCGGUCCGGAGAACACAAUGUACACCUUCAAGCAAGGCGUUGUGGAAGGCUGUUGUGACAUGAUUGAGCUUGACGUGUGGGAAUCUAAGGACGGACGUAUUGUCGUCUCGCACGACAAGGCACUUGGGCGAGCCUGCGGCGACAAUUUCAAUGACAUUCUCAUCUCCGAUAUCGUUGUCGGUUCUAACCCGACAGCUACGCUUCCGCAAAGCCGAAGAAGGAUUCCGCUUGAGUUCCGAACGCACGACAUCAAGAAUUACGAGGCUACAAGCGAUGUACCCGUCGAUGAUACGACGAGAGUCUGCCUUCUUCAAGAAGUUCUCGAGGGUCUCCCUGAUGUCCCACUCCAUAUAGACAUUAAGGAUACAAAGAAGGAAGUUGUAACAAAAGUUUUCGACAUGAUCGCACACUACAAAAGGGAGAACAAUAUUUUUGUUGGAAGCAGCCAGUCCGAGAAUGAAGGCUACAUACGCGAGUACUUCAAGCAGAGAAAAGCCUCCGUUCGCAAGCGCUAUCGUGUAUUUCCAAGCCUCAGCGGUGUUUUGUGGAUACACUUCCUCUUCUUUACAGGCCUUCUUCCGUUUGUGCCACUUGAAUUUGACGUAGUUUCUAUUCCGGUCUUUACCAGUACGAUGCGGUCUCAAAUGUACGAAGAAUACGGUCCGAUGACUGCACGAAUUACCGUGUUUCUACUUUCAGCUCCAACGCUGUGGAAGUACCUCCAAACCCGUGGCGUCGCGGUCGUUGGGUGGGUGGUGAACGACGACGUUGACUUCGAAGAAGCAAUUCAACUUCCUUUGAACGGACUAAUGUCGGACAACCCGUUAAAGUUUCAUAAAUUUCUUAACUCUCAUAAAGAGAUAUCAAAACUUGUUGCUCUCGGAGUGUAG